ACCGACGGAAAACCAGACUGGGUGUAAGUGAUUUCAGAGCUGUUAAAAAUAUUUGUAACUUAUUUAAACAAUAAAAUUGUACAGUCAAAAUUUAUAUUAUAUUUUGUAUAAAUUUUGUGUUUUAAAGCGUUGACCACCGUGGUAUUUUUUUAAUAACACCAACCGGUACCGGUGUCAUCGAUGCUGCACAAGAUGGAUGCCAAGGGUGGAAAAAUAUUACCUCCUUUUUCUUCCUAUUGAAGCUUAUAUAAAGCUUUAUUUUAUAAACAAACUAUCAGAGAGAACGGCAAUCUAACACAACAAUGGCGUUAAUGACAAAUGAAAAGUGCAAAGUUGAAGACAUUGAAGAAGUGGAACCCGAAACAAAGGUGGAGUCACGGGGACGAGAAACAAAACUUUGCUCUGUCAGAGAUUUAACUCCAGAGGAACGGGACAGACUGAGCAGUGAGCGGACGCUGGUAUCUGAUUUCAAACAAAUUAAGCUGGAGAAAGAAGCGCAGAAAAAUUGGGACUUGUUUUAUAAAAGAAACACCACGAAUUUCUUUAAAGACAGACACUGGACCACCAGAGAGUUUGAGGAGCUUAAAGCCUGUCGGGAGUUCGAGUCCCAGAAACUGAUUCUGCUGGAAGCUGGAUGCGGGGUUGGGAACUGCAUCUUCCCCCUUCUGGAGGAUGACCUCAACAUCUUUGUUUAUGCCUGUGACUUUUCUCCUCGGGCAGUUGAUUUUGUCAAAGAAAACCCUCUUUACUGCACUGAGCGCUGUUGUGCUUUCCAGUGUGACUUAACAAGAGAUGAUCUGAUGGAAAAUGUCCCAGAAGGCAGCGUCGAUGUUGUCACGCUCAUCUUUGUCCUGUCGGCCAUCCAUCCCGACAAGAUGAAGCUGGUUUUGGAGAACAUCAGCAAGGUGCUGAAGCCCGGUGGUGUUGUCUUGUUCAGGGACUAUGGCAUGUACGACCACGCCAUGCUCCGGUUUAAAUCUGGAAACAAGCUUGGGGAGAACUUCUACGUUCGCCAGGAUGGAACAAGGUCCUACUUCUUCUCCAAAGAGUUUCUGGCUAAGCUGUUUCUGGAGGCGGGCUUUGACCUUGUGUCCAACGAGUACGUUCUGAGAGAGACGGUAAACAAGAAGGAAGGACUGUGUGUUCCGAGGGUUUUCCUUCAGAGCAAAUUCAUCAGACCUGCACAUCCACAGAGCUCCUGAUGUCACUGUUAACUCACAAAUCUCUAAGGGAAGACUGACAUGUCAGGUUUGGACUGGAUGGAAAAAUGUACAAGUUCUGUAUGAUGGGAAGCCAUCAUAGGACCACAAGGGGUUUGGGGGCAUUUUAAAAGAAAGUGCUCACUUUUCUUACAAAAUAUUUAUAAGCUGUGUAACAUUUACUCUGUAAAUAAAUUCUGAGCUUAUUCAGCUCUGAUGUUGA
Nothobranchius furzeri (turquoise killifish) is the source of this 1422-nucleotide messenger RNA. RefSeq names its product methyltransferase 6, methylcytidine (gene mettl6). The record is from RefSeq and is a predicted model, not a curated record. NCBI's taxonomy places the organism in Eukaryota, Metazoa, Chordata, Actinopteri, Cyprinodontiformes, Nothobranchiidae.